Molecule: messenger RNA, 1348 nt
Organism: Priapulus caudatus
Lineage: Eukaryota; Metazoa; Priapulida; Priapulimorpha; Priapulimorphida; Priapulidae
Product: cytochrome b561 domain-containing protein 2-like
Exons: 3
Coding region: 34-540 (168 amino acids)
Molecular function (GO): transmembrane monodehydroascorbate reductase activity
Source: RefSeq, a predicted model, not a curated record
GUUACAGCCUUGUUUUCCUGGCAUCCUGCCCUGAUGACUCUUGCAGUAGCAUUUUUCAUGACGGAAGCCAUUCUGAUGUUCUCACCUGAGAGCUCACUGCUCUCGAAAUACAGUCACGCAGCCAAGACCACGGGGCAUGGUCUGUUACAGGCUGCAACUGUGCUCUGUGCAUUGAGUGGUUUUGGAGCUAUCUGGUACAACAAGGAGUUGAAACACCGAGCUCACUUCACCUCCUGGCACGGCACUAUGGGUGUCAUUACCAUCACCUACAUCUGCGUUCAGAUACUUGGUGGUAUCGCACUGAAGAUGAAAUGGUUGGUAGGGAAAAGAAUAACGCUCGCCCAGAAUAAGCUCUAUCAUGCAACGUCCGGCCUUCUUUUGUAUCUGUGCGGCCUCACCACACUGAGUCUCGGCAUUUACUCAGGCUGGUUCACGCAGCGAGUGCAGGUACCAGUGCAGUAUGCAUGUCUGGGAAGCGUUGUAAUAUUGGCUUUCACAGUCGUCAAUCAGGUCACGAAAGCUUACCUGGCUAAGAAGUGAAAUACGUGAAAGCACGACUGAAAUUCAUGAAAACACGUCAGGUAUGAUGACAAAUUCCAAUUCGAUGGACCAUAAAAAAAUGUAUGCACAUUGAAUUUAUUGUCGCUUUUAGAAUUCAUGCCGUGUGUUUGUCGUAGCAUUUGGUAUUCUGUAAAGUGUCGGUUUUUGUCGAAUGUGUAGAUACAUAAUUGUGCCAUGUUAAUUUUUCACAGUGCAUUUUUCAUUUUUGCAUGUAGUAGUAAAUUUAUUAUCUAUGGUUUUAAACUUGAAAGUAAGUAGCAAAAGAAUUACACAAUAACAUAUUGAUCUUGGGCAAAGUAUAAAAUUUAUAUUAAAUUCAUUGUAUUCUUGAACAAAACUACUGACUAGUUUAGUUGACACGCAGAAUUAUCACCAGCUUGACAAUCGUAAACAAAACUUGAGACUGGAGCUUGGGAGUGAAGGUAAUUUCUCCUUUACUAAGAAUGCUAUAUACAGUGUUUCCCCUGCAUUGACACAGGCGAGGCCGGCUGCCUCGCUCAAAUUCACAGCCGCCACACAGAAAUUUGUCCAAAACACCGCCUUGCUGACGAAAAUCACUGUUCUUUCAUAGAACAGUGCUUAUAAUGGACCAAAAUACCUUAGAAUAGCUGGGCGAGCACCUGAGGUGCUUGCUUUGCUAGGACCUCGAAAAAAAAAAUGUUUGGCCAGGGGAAACACUGCUAUAUAUAUAUGCUAUACAACCAGAAUCUAUACUGUUCUAGAAUAUCUCACAGAAAAUAACAAGAGAAUACAAAGCUAAUUUGAUUAAAAUUAAUAUUGAAUACAU